This is a messenger RNA of Lachnellula hyalina, 681 nucleotides long. RefSeq names its product Cell division control protein (gene CDC31). NCBI's taxonomy places the organism in Eukaryota, Fungi, Ascomycota, Leotiomycetes, Helotiales, Lachnaceae. The record is from RefSeq and is a predicted model, not a curated record. Gene Ontology annotation, biological process: spindle pole body duplication. The transcript is spliced from 2 exons. Gene Ontology annotation, cellular component: mitotic spindle pole body; half bridge of spindle pole body. Gene Ontology annotation, molecular function: microtubule binding; calcium ion binding. Bases 1 to 681 code for a protein of 226 amino acids.
AUGGCCUCCACAACCCAACAAUCCCACCCCUCCUUCCCCUCCCGCCCCUACUCCAACACCCUCCACGGCAAGCUCCCCGAACGCAAUGCUCCAGGCUUCGGCGCAUCCGCACACCCCUCCACACGAGAAACAGCACGCAUGGAGCGCGAAAGACAGGAGAGGGAGCGCGCGCAAGGAGGAGGGUCGUCGAACCCGAACCCGAAUCCUCUAAGCACCAUCACAGACGAGCAGCGCGAUGAAGUCAAUGAAGCUUUUACAUUGUUUGAUGUAAACCAAGACGGGCGCAUCGAUUACCACGAAUUCAAAGUAGCCCUCAAAGCUCUAGGCUUCGACCUGCCGAAAUCCGAGAUCCUGUCCCUUCUCACCACCCACGGCACGCCUUCCUCCUCCGCAAAAACAUCUCCCACUCCCGGCAAACUUCAGAUAACGCUCCAAGCGUUCCAAAACAUCGCCGCGGGCUUAAUAGCCGCUAGAGAUCCUAGAGAUGAGAUAUUGAGGGCGUUUGCGCUGUUUGAUGUUGAUGACAAGGGCACGAUUAGUAUUGAUGAUUUGAGGAGGGUGUCUAGGGAACUUGGGGAAGGAUUGGAAGAAGAUGAGUUGCAGGCUAUGAUCGAGGAGUUUGAUUUGGAGGGGAAGGGUGGAGUAAGUAGGGAGGAGUUUGUUAAUAUUUGUAUGGGGUGA